AUGGCCGACGAAACAAAAAAGAUCCCUUACAUUUUGAAUGGAGGUAUAUUUAAAAUCAAAAAGCGGAAGGGCGACCGUGUAAUCGUGGAAUGCGUUUGUUGUCCAUCACAGCACCGGCUUCGCGGCAAUCUGGCCAAUGGCGCAGGCAAUUUCCACCAGCACAUCAAACGACGUCAUCCAUUUUUGAUAGACAACGUAACGAAAAUGAAAAAGGACAAGAAAGAGAAAGUCGCGGCAGCGAAGAUUGCCAAACGUAGACGCAAGUUAAGUUUCGAUGAUGAUAAGUCGCAGGAGUCUGAUAAAGCUUCCAUAACAGAAUUGGAAGAUGGGCUCCGCUUGAUGCAAGAGGGCAACGAAAAAAACCUACUUCGUCAAGGGAUCCAAAUUUUGCUUCAACAAAUAAGAAAAAACUUUUUGUUACAGCAAAUUGUUUCGUAA
This is a messenger RNA of Drosophila innubila, 438 nucleotides long. Its product is annotated as protein stand still-like. The coding region runs from base 1 to 438 and encodes 145 amino acids. Lineage: Eukaryota; Metazoa; Arthropoda; Insecta; Diptera; Drosophilidae. The record is from RefSeq and is a predicted model, not a curated record. The transcript has 2 exons.